Molecule: messenger RNA, 1946 nt
Organism: Ficedula albicollis (Collared flycatcher)
Lineage: Eukaryota; Metazoa; Chordata; Aves; Passeriformes; Muscicapidae
Product: deoxyribodipyrimidine photo-lyase-like
Exons: 9
Coding region: 223-1728 (501 amino acids)
Biological process (GO): photoreactive repair
Molecular function (GO): deoxyribodipyrimidine photo-lyase activity
Source: RefSeq, a predicted model, not a curated record
AUUGGGAUGGGGAUGGGGAUCGGGACUCCAGCUGUCGAUUCCAGCAGCGGAUCGGGCCGGGGACCGUAACACCGUCAUUGCCUGGUUCCCGAACACCGGGAUGGGCAGGACCGGCAUCCCCCGGGCCCUGGGGGCGGACCGGGCCCGGGAUCCGCGGGGAUCCGCGGGAGCUCAGUUCUGUUUGCCCUCGCAGCAGCCACGCUGCUCCGGGCCGUGCUGAGGAUGCGGCGGGGCCGAGGCAAGCGCAAGGCCGAGCUCACGGAGGUGCCGCCGGCGUCUCGCCGCAGGACGGAGGAAGAGGAGGCGAUAGAGAACGCCCGUCGCAGGGCGGCCCCGUCCGUUCGGGAGUUCAAGUACAACAAAAAGCGGGUUCGCCUUGUCUCGCAGGGCUCGGAGCUGAAGGAUGAUGCUCGGUGCAUCCUUUACUGGAUGUGUCGGGAUCAGCGAGUGCAAGAUAACUGGGCUUUCCUCUACGCCCAGCGCCUGGCCCUCAAACAGGAGCUGCCCCUGCACGUCUGCUUCUGCUUGGUGCCCAAAUUUCUGGAGGCCACCAUCCGCCACUACAGGUUCAUGCUGAGGGGCUUGCAGGAGGUGGCACAGGAGUGUGCAGAGCUGAACAUCUCCUUCCACUUGCUGCUGGGCUAUGCCAAGGAUGUGCUGCCCACGUUUGUGGCCGAGCAUGGCGUGGGCGGGCUGGUGACAGACUUCAGUCCCCUCCGCCUCCCCCGGCAGUGGGUAGAGGACGUCAGGGAGCGGCUGCCGGAGGAUGUGCCCUUUGCACAGGUCGAUGCCCACAACAUCGUGCCCUGCUGGGUCGCCUCCCCGAAGCAGGAGUACAGUGCCAGGACCAUCCGGGGCAAGAUCCACGCUCAGCUCCCCGAAUUCCUCACCGAGUUUCCUCCUGUUGUUCGUCAUCCACAUCCUCCCUCCUGCCCAGCACAGCCCAUUGCUUGGGAGGCCUGUUAUUCCAGCUUGCAGGUGGACCACACCGUGAAGGAGGUGGAGUGGGCAACCCCUGGCACAGCUGCAGGGAUGGCUGUGCUGAAGUCCUUCAUUGCAGAGAGGCUGAAAUCCUUCAGCACCCACAGGAAUGAUCCCAACAAGGCGGCUCUCAGCAACCUCUCCCCAUGGCUUCACUUUGGCCAGGUUUCCACCCAAAGAGCCAUCCUGGAGGUGCAGAAGCACCGGCGCAAUUACAAGGACUCGGUGGAUGCAUUCGUGGAGGAGGCUGUGGUGCGGCGGGAGCUGGCUGAAAACUUCUGCUACUACAAUGAGAACUACGACAGUGUGCAGGGUGCCUACGACUGGGCUCAAACCACCCUGAAGCUCCACGCCAAAGACAAGAGGCCUUAUCUGUACAGUCUGCAGGAGCUGGAGCAGGGCACCACUCAUGACCCACUCUGGAAUGCUGCCCAGCUGCAGAUGGUCUGGGAGGGCAAGAUGCACGGCUUCCUGCGGAUGUACUGGGCCAAGAAGAUCCUGGAGUGGACGCGCUCCCCUGAGGAGGCGCUGCAGUUUGCCAUCUACCUCAACGACCGCUACGAGCUGGACGGGAGGGACCCCAAUGGAUACGUAGGCUGCCUGUGGUCCAUCUGCGGCAUUCACGACCAGGGCUGGGCGGAGCGGCCCGUCUUUGGCAAGAUCCGCUACAUGAACUACGCCGGCUGCAAGCGCAAGUUCGACGUGGAGCGGUUCGAGCGUCGCUACGCCCCCACACGCUCCCAGUGAUCCUCUGUGCUGGGGCAAUGUGCCUUUGCCAAGCUGCCAGCUUGCAGGGAUCACCCAGGGCUAUUGAAGGGCGCCCUGUAGCAGCAGCAAACUCCAGAGUUCUGCAGGUCUUUGCCGUCACCCACUGCUCGAGUUGCCACACUGGGGCAGCUGCUGGAGCCCUUUGCUGCCACAGGUUUGCUGGCAGCUGUGAGAGCCCAUCCUCAGCAUGCCUGUGC